Molecule: messenger RNA, 2112 nt
Organism: Psammomys obesus (fat sand rat)
Lineage: Eukaryota; Metazoa; Chordata; Mammalia; Rodentia; Muridae
Gene: Lhcgr
Product: luteinizing hormone/choriogonadotropin receptor
Exons: 11
Coding region: 1-2112 (703 amino acids)
Biological process (GO): luteinizing hormone signaling pathway; ovarian follicle development; male gonad development
Cellular component (GO): membrane
Molecular function (GO): luteinizing hormone receptor activity
Source: RefSeq, a predicted model, not a curated record
AUGGGGCGGAGGACCACAGCACUGAGACUGCUGCUGGCGCUGACUGUGCUGGUGCUGAAGCCAUCACCGCUGCAGUCCGGACAGCUGUCAGGGUCGCGCUGCCCCGAGCCCUGUGACUGCACGCCUGACGGGGCCCUGCGCUGCCCUGGCCCUCUAGCUGGCCUUGCCCGACUAUCACUCACCUAUCUCCCUGUCAAAGUAAUCCCAUCACAAGCUUUCAGGGGACUUAAUGAGGUCGUGAAAAUUGAAAUCUCUCAGAGUGAUUCCCUGGAAAGGAUAGAAGCUAAUGCCUUUGACAGCCUCCUCAAUUUGUCUGAAAUACUGAUCCAGAACACCAAAAACCUGGAAUACAUUGAACCUGGUGCCUUCACAAACCUCCCUCGGUUAAAAUACCUGAGCAUCUGCAACACGGGCAUCCGAACCCUUCCAGAUGUUACAAAGAUCUCCUCCUCCGAAUUUAAUUUUAUUCUGGAAAUCUGUGAUAACUUACACAUAACCACCAUACCAGGGAAUGCUUUCCAAGGGAUGACUAAUGAAUCCAUCAUGCUCAAACUGUAUGGAAAUGGAUUUGAGGAAGUACAAAGCCAUGCAUUCAAUGGGACUACGCUAAUCUCGCUGGAGUUAAAGGAAAACAGCCGCCUGGAGAAGAUGCACAGUGGAGCCUUCCAGGGUGCCACGGGGCCCAGCAUCCUGGAUAUUUCUUCCACAAAACUGCGGGCCCUGCCGAGCCACGGGCUGGAGUCCAUUCAAACCCUCAUCGCCACAUCCUCCUACUCACUGAAAACACUGCCCUCCAGAGAAAAAUUCACCAGCCUCCUGGUUGCCACGCUGACUUACCCCAGCCACUGCUGCGCUUUUAGGAAUUUGCCAAAGAAAGAACAGAAUUUUUCAUUUUCCAUUUUUGAAAACUUUUCCAAACAAUGUGAAAGCACAGUAAGAAAACCAAAUAAUGAAACGCUUUAUUCCGCCAUCUUUGAGGAGAGUGAACUCAGUGUCUGGGAUUACGAUUAUGGCUUCUGCUCACCCAAGGCACUCCAAUGUGCUCCUGAACCAGAUGCUUUCAAUCCCUGUGAAGAUAUUGUGGGCUACGCCUUCCUUAGAGUCCUGAUUUGGCUGAUUAACAUCCUAGCCAUCCUUGGCAACUUGACAGUCCUCUUGGUUCUCCUGACAAGUCGUUAUAAGCUGACAGUGCCCCGUUUCCUCAUGUGCAAUCUCUCCUUUGCAGACUUUUGCAUGGGGCUCUAUCUGCUGCUCAUUGCCUCAGUGGAUUCCCAAACAAAAGGCCAGUACUAUAACCAUGCCAUAGACUGGCAGACAGGGAGUGGCUGCAGUGCGGCUGGCUUCUUCACUGUGUUCGCAAGUGAACUUUCUGUCUACACCCUUACGGUCAUCACCCUAGAAAGGUGGCACACCAUCAGCUAUGCUGUUCAGCUGGACCAAAAGCUGCGACUGAGACACGCCAUCCCAAUCAUGCUUGGAGGAUGGCUCUUUUCGACUCUGAUUGCCGUGUUGCCCCUCCUGGGUGUCAGUAGUUACAUGAAGGUCAGCAUCUGCCUCCCCAUGGAUGUGGAAUCCACUCUCUCCCAAGUGUACAUAUUAUCCAUCUUGAUCCUCAAUGUGAUAGCAUUCGUCAUCAUCUGUGCUUGCUACAUUAGGAUUUACUUUGCAGUCCAAAACCCAGACCUGAUGGCUACUAACAAGGAUACAAAAAUUGCUAAAAAGAUGGCCGUCCUCAUCUUCACGGACUUCAUGUGCAUGGCACCUAUUUCCUUUUUUGCCAUCUCAGCUGCCUUCAAAGUGCCCCUUAUCACUGUCACCAACUCUAAAGUUUUACUGGUCCUUUUUUAUCCUGUCAAUUCUUGUGCCAAUCCAUUUCUAUAUGCAAUUUUCACAAAGGCAUUUCAAAGAGAUUUCUUUCUGUUGCUGAGCAAAUUUGGCUGCUGUAAACAGCGGGCUGAGCUGUACAGAAGGAAGGAAUUUUCUGUGUAUACCUCCAACUGCAAAAAUGGCUUCCCAGGGUCCAGUAAGCCUCUCCAGGCUGCCCUGAAGCUGCCCACCGUGCACUACCGCCAUCCCGCUGCUCUAGAGAAGACUUACCACCAAGAGUGUUAA